AUUGUCGAAGUUAAUACAAUUAAAUUCGUGUGAAUCAUUAUAGAACUCAAUGGUGUGAAUUAAUUCGUCCGUAUAGCGCAGGCCUGACUAUCAUUAAUUAAGAACAUGGAUUUUCCUUCCAAUAAAAAGUUCAUUGUUGUGCUUUUGGGUGCUAGUGGCAGUGGGAAAACAUUUUAUGGUAGCGAACAAAACAAGAGAUUUACAGAACCUUUGUUUACAUUCGUUACGAAACAUGAGGAUCUUGCAAGAUGUAAUGUUAUGUAUUUUUCAAUCAGCAAAGAACUUCGUAACCAAAAUAUGGUAAGUGUUUGGCAGGAUGAAACUAAUUUUUCAGUUGUAAAGGAUGCUUGUAAAGAUUUGAUCAGGCAAACUUUCAUGAAGUUUAAGACCUUAAAUUAUCAGGUAUUAAUUCUGGACAGUGCGAAAGAUUUGGAAGACGCCGAAUUUAUCGAUUUUGAAGCAAUGAAAAAUGAUUUGGAGGUAAGAUAUGCAAUUUUGUUCGACGUUUCAUAUGAAACUAUAGAAAAAAAUUGGGCCACUCGAAACGAUGACCGCGAUGAUUUUCGUGGCCCUGCCCAAAUUUAUCUGCGUAGCUGGUAUGUUAAAGCUAAUGAUAUUUUAAAUUAUUACAAAAGAUCUCAGCGUCUUCUGAGUGUAAAUGACUAUAUCAUUCAGAGAUCCUGGUUUUUGUAUAAUCAACUGAACACAUUGUCCCCGAAACCAGAUUGUCCAAAUAACCUACAUGCAGCAUUGAUUCAUUCGUCAAAAUUAAAAGAUAUCUUUUACAAUCUGAAUAAUGUACUCCAGGUUCAUCAAUUUCAGUUUACACAGCCAGUUUCCUUCGUUAACAACAGUAGAGAUUUAGCUUGGGUGACCAAACUUGGCCAAUAUUAUGUUACACCUAAGACUAAUGGAGUUCGUUGUCUCAUGUUGAAAAUAGCCUGUGGCUGUUAUAUGAUUACAAGAAAGAAUGAAAUUUAUCCAUGCUCAAUAGUAAAUAGUCAAUUGCCUCUCAACACAGUCUUAGAUGGUACUUUGCUCCCUUCGGAAAAGAUCUCUGAUAUUUACUCAAAGAAAAGCUUGCCUCUAAAGGAAAAUGUCUUUUUGGCAUUUGAUAUUCUGGCCAAAUCAGACGAAGUUUUAUGGAAAUGGCCUUUCUCUGUCAGACAAGAUAAUCUUAUCCAACUUCCUUUGAGUGAUGAUAUUGAUAUUGUCAUGUUUGAUGCACAAAAUUUUGGAGAAACAUCACACAUACUUUCUCUGAAAAGUGAAGUGAUGAGUGUUCAUUGUGCCAUAAAAAGACAUUAUUUAUCUACUCCAAGAGAAAUCUUGAAUUGUCUUGAGACCUUGUCUAAUCUUCCAUAUUUAUCUGAUGGUAUGAUUUUUACCCCUGACACUCCCUACAUGUUUGGAUUCGACUUUAUGCUUUUUAAAUGGCAAUUUGAGGAAUCAAUUCAUUGUGACAUACUCUUAAAUGAUUUAAAAAAUGGAAAGCGUGAAUGUACGGUAGAGUUUAGUGAAAAUGUGAAAAAUGGUGACUUGUGAAUUAAGUGAAAAUGACAUCAUGGAAUGUCGGUGGCAUUCAUCUAGAAAUGCCUGGGAUCCAUUGCUUCUACGAACAGACAAACUCAAACCCAGCAGCAACAAAGCAAUUAAUUUUAUUAAGAAGCUUUGUCAAAGACCAUAUAGAAGGAAACAGUUUGUGAAAGAUUUAACUGACCUUGAAUACCAGGAGCAACUGAAUAUUGAUUUAAGUGAAAACAAAUCAGUUCAUGUACUUCAUCCAACCUCGAGUUAUUCUUUCGAAGAGCUAUAUUCAGCAAUAAAUGAGCAAGUAAAUACUGGUUACGUUCAAAAAACGGUUGACACUUCAACAGAACUUCAAAUUUUUUGUUACACCACAGCAUUGACAAAUCCAAUUCUGUCCCUGUGCAGAGGACUAGUCUUACAUCCUGACACACAGACCAUUGUAACCAAGCCAUUUGUUCGAUUCUUUAAAGAAUGCGGCAAUCAUUGUGCAGAUGAGGAAGUUGAAGCUACCAUGAAGUAUGAUGGCUCACUUGGUAUUGCGUUUCUUUGGGAAAAUGAUUUAAAGGUGACGACAAAGCGAAGAAUGGAUUCCGAGCAAGCCACUUGGGCAAAGCAAUGGAUUAACCAACACUGUGAUAUCACAAAAUUUGAAUUUGGCCACACUUAUAUGUUUGAAAUUAUCUACAAAUGUAACACAGUGAUUGUAAACUACCCUUUUGAUGGACUUGUUCUUCUAGCAGUGACUGAUGACAUUUACGGUCGUGAGUUUUCUUUUGAAGAAUUGUUGCGUUGUGCUCAACAAAUUGGCUUUUUCAUGGUGCCACCACGAUUUAAAGGUACUUAUGACGAAAUUCUUUGGUACUGUGGUGGAAUCGAUCUUGGCGUACAUGAUUCUAAAAGAAUCAGCUCUGCAACCCACAGCACUAAACACAGCGGUGACGUGAAAGCCAGCAGCUCUACAGCCUCUAUUUUACACGGCAGUGCAACACUUAGCAGAGCGACACUAUCUGGGAAAGCAAAAAGUGUUCAUCAGGAAGAAGGUUGGGUUGUUAAAUUCAUUGAUGGAUCACGACAGAAGAUUGUUCAUAAUUGGUGGAAGGAAGCCUUUAGAUUGGCACAAUUGGCCCAUCCACAGAUUGUUUGGUUGCUGCUAACACAAAA
This is a messenger RNA of Xenia sp. Carnegie-2017, 2691 nucleotides long. RefSeq lists its product as uncharacterized. The record is from RefSeq and is a predicted model, not a curated record. The transcript has 2 exons. The coding region runs from base 106 to 1545 and encodes 479 amino acids. Lineage: Eukaryota; Metazoa; Cnidaria; Anthozoa; Malacalcyonacea; Xeniidae. Gene Ontology annotation, molecular function: ATP binding; mRNA guanylyltransferase activity. Gene Ontology annotation, biological process: 7-methylguanosine mRNA capping.